AUGAACGUCGUAUUAAAGCCGAACGGCUGCAGUAUAACGGGAAUCAACUACCCUCUUCUGCCCGAUUCUCUAUGCCAUUCUCCAUCCGGUGAAUAUUCCCAGUUUAUCCCUGCCGGGCCUGGAGAUGUGCCUUCUGUGUGCUUUAGACAACUGGGUCCUCCCGCUCCGGGCAUCGGCACCGACACACAACCUCCUCUCCUUCCACCCCAGCUUUCUGUGACUAAUUGUUGUUUAUCUAUGGAGUUUCAUGCACGAGAAGUUCCGCAUUUUUACUUUUUCGGCUCUCACUUCAUGCUUUUAAGAUCUGGUUAG
This is a messenger RNA of Protopolystoma xenopodis, 312 nucleotides long. NCBI's taxonomy places the organism in Eukaryota, Metazoa, Platyhelminthes, Monogenea, Polystomatidea, Polystomatidae. The record is from the annotation of a GenBank genome assembly.